AUAUGUUUUUUUAAUAGGGUUUUACUACAGUCUGCACUCUGCAGUCUGCAACUCUGCACACAAGGUCAAGUUUUCUCCCUCGUGUGUGUAUUCGAGAAGCGAAGAGAAUAUAUAAAAUAGGAGGAACGUGUGCAACAAGAAUCAUUCUGAAACAACCCACCUAAACAGCAUAAUCUUCGAAUACGUUUAUAAUAUACAUCAAAAUGCACGGAACCACUGUUACUAAGAUGCUUGCCCUGUGCUUGGCGGUCGCUGGAGUUUCGACCGUGAUGGCCGAGGAUAUUGAUUCGAGCUAUGUGAGCUGGUGCGUAUAUUCGGAUAGCAGUUGCAGCCCUACCUCGGAAAUUGAGUGCACUUUAGUGCCUCUGGAUGGCAGUUGCGAUACACACCACUUCGAUGCGCACUCGUUUGGCCUGCACUACACGAACACAACUGACAUCAAUAUCCAGUUCUAUUUUGAUGAUAGUUGUGCCGGUGGCUCUACCAACUUCACGAUUGAGACGGACUCUUGUGUGACCUACUUUGACCACGCCGACCCCCCAAAUUAUGUUUACUUGUCGCACAUCAACGAGGCGGUCGCAGAGAGCAUAAAACAAGCCGACGAUAGUGAGUCUACCGCAGAUUCAGCGAUGGCUGUAGCUAUCAGUGCCCUUGUCAUUUCGAUCGCUUUCGUCGUAGUGGGAUCAGUAGUUCUGGUGUACGUUGUGCGCACUAGCAGACGGAAUAACCAAGCUACUGUUGGAGAUAUCAAGAGAUCCAUUACGUCUCCGUCGGACACACAGGUGACUAACAUGCGCAACUUGGAAUGAAGUAACGAUGUGCAUCACUAAACUGAAAAUGAAUAUAUAGGCCGGGCUUGGGCAGGAGCUUGUAGCGUUUCUUGCGAUGUAUUACAGGACUACAUGUUUUUCUAUUCUUGAGAUGAUAAGUCAAUCAAUCAAAUGAAUACGUCAUGUUUGUGUCAAUGUUACGGACCAAGAAUGUGCACUCCGUAUGGUGAAACCGCAAAUAUGCCAGGCUAGAAUGUCUGCAAAUUAGUAAUCAAUUAUUAGAAUGCCACUAUGCCAGGCUAGGACGCCUGCAAAAAGAAAUGGUUAGAUAUCCUGGUGCUGGUAACUUUAUUUAAAAGAAGGUACAAGAAGAUUACGACAAGGAUCCUCUGAUAUGGAUGUCUAAUGCUACUGAUGCGUCAUCAGCGAGGAAUCAUAGCAGCGGGCCUUUGGAGUUUUAAAUUUUUUAGUGCAACCAUCAACCAAAUAAAUUUAGUAUUAGG
This is a messenger RNA of Sphaeroforma arctica JP610, 1273 nucleotides long. RefSeq lists its product as hypothetical. Lineage: Eukaryota; Ichthyosporea; Ichthyophonida. The coding region runs from base 204 to 809 and encodes 201 amino acids. The transcript has a single exon. The record is from RefSeq and is a predicted model, not a curated record.